GUACCAAAGUUUUAAAGUGUUUCAGUUUUUUUAAGCUCCACCCAGAAGGUGUAGAGGGUCUCUCUGUAGAGCCUUGCUUGAUAAGUAAUCAAACAAGUAGGCAAUGCACAUAUCUGAGCCAAAGGCCUGCAGACGUGCUUCAACAAGAAGACUUCAAGACUACGGAGGACAAAGUGAACUUGUGCAUGUGCUGUUGUUUAUCUGGUGCUGUUCAAAUAUUUUUGAAGUCCACCUACCUGUUGGCUGAUCCUUCAUCCUCCAAGCCAUGCACCAGGAUCGCCCACGUUAUGUGAUUGACAGGCCGGCAUAUAACCUCCCUGACUUCAACAAGGAGUUUGACAAAAAAAGUCGACAGUUCCCUGUUGGAGAGAAAGUAAAGAAACUCUUCAGGUGCUCUGCACCGAGACUGAAGGGCUUGUUAUUCAGACAUCUGCCUGUACUGAGCUGGCUUCCUAAGUACAAAGUGAAAGAAAACCUGCUGUGUGAUGUCAUCAGCGGGGUCAGCGCCGGCACCAUUCAGGUUCCCCAAGGCAUGGCAUUUGCCCUCCUGGCAAACCUCCCUCCUGUCAACGGUCUCUAUUCGUCUUUCUUCCCCCUCAUUCCGUAUUUUCUCAUGGGCACUGCUCACCAGAUGGUUCCAGGUACUUUUGCUGUCAUCAGCAUUAUGGUGGGAAUCGUGUGUCUUAGGCUGGCCCCGGAGUCGGACUUCAGUCAUUUCAAUGACACUAUUAAUGCUACACAAGUGGACACAGCCAAGAUGAAUGAGGUUCGCCUGGGCAUAUCUGGAACCCUGGCCUGCCUCACUGCUAUCAUACAGAUUGGGCUUGGCUUCAUGCAGUUUGGGUUUGUAGCUAUCUAUCUGUCGGAGUCCUUCGUCAGAGGCUUCAUGACUGCUGCAGGAUUGCAGAUCCUCAUCUCAGUGCUCAAGUACAUCUUUGGCAUUAAAGUGCCACCUUAUAGUGGUCCGCUGGCCAUUAUAUAUACUCUUGUAGAUAUUUUAUGUGGCCUUCCUGAUACCAACAUAGCCUCGUUAGUAUUUGCUCUGGUCAGCAGUGUGGCUCUGAUUGUCGUGAAGGAGCUGAGUGCCCGCUACCGCCACAAGCUGCCCUUCCCUAUUCCUAUGGAGAUCGUCAUUGUGGUGGUGGCCACAGCCAUAUCAGGCCCUCUGGAUCUUCCUAAGAUCUAUCAUAUGGACAUAGUAGGAGAAAUCCCUUUGGGAUUCCCAACACCAAUCAUACCAACAGUUAGUCAGUGGGAUGACAUGUUGAGCACAGCUUUCUCCUUGGCAAUAGUGGGGUAUGUUAUCAACUUGGCCAUGGGCAGGACACUGGCAGCCAAGCAUGGCUACGAUGUGGAUCCCAACCAGGAAAUGUUGGCUCUUGGCUGCAGCAAUUUCCUCGGGUCUUUCUUUAAGAUCCAUGUGAUCUGCUGUGCCCUGUCUGUAACCCUGGCUGUUGACAAUGCUGGGGGAACCUCACAGUUUGCAAGUCUAUGUGUGAUGCUGGUUGUCAUGGUUACCAUGCUUGCAUUGGGAGCCUUCCUGAAUCCACUUCCCAAAUCAGUGCUUGGAGCCCUGAUUGCAGUCAACCUGAAGAACACUCUCCUACAGCUCACUGAUCCCUAUUACUUAUGGAAGAAGAGCAAACUGGACUGUUGUGUGUGGGUUGUGUCAUUCUUGGCCACGUUCUUUCUUAGCUUGCCUUAUGGAGUUGCUAUCGGAGUGGGCUUUUCCAUCCUGGUUGUGAUAUUCAAGACACAAUUUCGUAAUGGUUCGGCAAUGGCUCAGAUCAUGGACACAGAUAUCUACAAAAACCCCAAGGUGUACAGUAAGGUCAUAUCAGUAAAGGGUGUAAAAAUUGUGAACUACUGCUCACCACUUUAUUUCGCAAAUGUUGAGAUAUUUCGCCAGAAGGUCAUCAAAAAGACCGGGCUGGACCCUGGCAAACUUAUCGUGGCCAGGCGGAAGUUCUUAGAGAAAGAACAGAAGGAAAAAGCGAAAGAGGAGAAGAAAGACAAGGAGACAAGGAGGAGGAAACCCAGCUCUUUGUUUAACAUGAAAGCUCAGACCAUAUCACAGCUUGACCUGCAAAAUGACUUUGAUAUGAACGAUGGCAGUGCCAACAAAACUGAACCUCCCACCAGCUAUGUCAACUUCCAAUGUAGUGACACUGAGUUGGGCAAGCAGGCACCUGACGAAGAGCCACCCAGUCCCACUGCUGUCACACUGGAGUCCCAGCCCAUGCCCUUCCACACCCUCAUCCUGGACUUGGCAGGGGUUUGCUUCAUAGACCUAAUGAGCAUCAAAGUAUUGAUAAAGAUGAACUCAAGCUAUGAGAUGCUGGGCAUUAAACUAUACUUGGCCAAUGUUCAAGCCCAGGUGUAUGAGGAACUGGAGGUCGGAGGAGCUUUCGAUAACGGUAAUAUUGCCCGCAGUAAUCUCUUCCUUUCUGUCCACGAUGCCGUUCUGUUUGCUCAGCAGACCUCUGGAGAGAGGGGAGUGUCCGCAAAGGCAGAGAUAGCAAGGCAGGAACUCGCCUUUAACAUUAAUGAGGAGAAGGAUCUGGAGCAGGAAAUGUUUUGAACAGCAGCUGUCGAAGUGAAGAUGUGCGGAAGAAACAUAACGAAGAUACAAACGAUAAUCUUCAAUGUCACUGUAAUUUAUGGAAAUUUAUUGUUGUCAAAUAUUGCUUGAUAUUGUAUCUCUUUGCUGACUAUCAAUUAUCCAAAUAAAUGUUUAACUUUGUGGUUGAGUACAGUAAUCAGUACUUGACUCCACUGACAGGGGGUGGUAAAUACCAGCACAAAAGACCACCGACAAGAAGUCAGAACUGAGCGGAUAAUGAGGGAAACUCAGCGGCCGUUCGCCCACCCCUCACAAUAACUGUGGAGUGAACCUGCUGACUGCGCAGUCAUACAGAAGUGGUCCUGUAAUUAACUGAGAGUGUGCAUGGCCACAGCUGUGAGGUACAGCCAGCUGAGCAGUCUGGCUAAGUCCCUGUGGAGGCAAGACACUGAGAUAGGCCAAACACAAAUGAAAGGAGAAAUACACAGCAUCAGCAGUUUCAUCGCUUUGUUGUCUCACAAACUUUAUUGAGGGCCAGAGUUUCAAUCAUUUUCCAUAAGGCAGAAUAAAGCUACAACAACCAAAAUAACAAUUCUAAUUGUUGCCAGUUGCGACGGUAGGGUAACUGUAACAAAGGGAAAUAUGUGGGCCAACUAACUUGUGUGAAGUGUAGCAGGUGCUUAGAGGCCUGUGGUGUCUAGCCUAGCAGCAGGCUGACAGUGGUGCUGGUAUGCCUGUGAUGCAUGAAUGGAUUUAUGAAGCUAUUAAGAAAUCAUCCUAAGGUAUUCUGGCACACAUCUGCUCCUCUGCUCUCCUUCCUCUCUGCAGCAAUUUGGCACCACAAGUGAUUACAAGGUUUCUAUGGCCAUCAGCUUUAAUUUGGAGCUCUGGGAGAGUCUCUCAUCACGUAAUGUGUGUGUGUUUGUUUGUGUUUGUGUGUACCUGUGUGUUUGUGUUUAAUUUCAUUACCUGCAUCUCUUAUCUUUCUUUUGUCCCUCAUUGUUUUCAGGCUGAUUGUAGCAGCCAUUUGCUUGUUCCUAAAUUAAAUAAAUUCUAAUCAGGGAAAUUUUCUGAUUGAAAAAUAA
Messenger RNA from Thunnus maccoyii (southern bluefin tuna), 3648 nucleotides. Its product is annotated as solute carrier family 26 member 9-like. The transcript is spliced from 22 exons. Gene Ontology annotation, biological process: transmembrane transport. The record is from RefSeq and is a predicted model, not a curated record. Gene Ontology annotation, cellular component: membrane. Gene Ontology annotation, molecular function: sulfate transmembrane transporter activity; bicarbonate transmembrane transporter activity; oxalate transmembrane transporter activity. The coding region runs from base 266 to 2581 and encodes 771 amino acids. Lineage: Eukaryota; Metazoa; Chordata; Actinopteri; Scombriformes; Scombridae.